Messenger RNA from Suillus bovinus, 714 nucleotides. RefSeq lists its product as uncharacterized. The coding region runs from base 1 to 714 and encodes 237 amino acids. The record is from RefSeq and is a predicted model, not a curated record. The transcript has 4 exons. Lineage: Eukaryota; Fungi; Basidiomycota; Agaricomycetes; Boletales; Suillaceae. Gene Ontology annotation, molecular function: protein binding; fatty-acyl-CoA binding.
AUGUCAUUUACUCCGUCCCUAGCCAUAGAUGAAGCAGCAAGCUAUCUAUUAUCCGCACCGUCCCUCUCAAAGGUUUCCACUACCAUCAAGCUCGAGCUGUAUGGUCUAUUCAAAUAUCUCAAGGUGGCCCCGAAGCCGCAAGGCUCAAGGCCACACAUAUUCGACAUGACAGGACGCGCCAAGUGGGACGCGUGGAAAGCGGCGAGCGAUACAUAUGAGAAUAAUAGUCACGCCGCGGAACAGCGGUAUCGAGCCAUCGCUCAGGAACUGGGAUGGAAACCAGGUUCUAGUCCCAGCGUUGCGCCUGAGAAGCUAUCGGAGGAUGGAGGCGCGAAUGCAGUUAUUCGGAAUCAAUCUGCUGGCUCAGAGUCUUCAGGUGGCGGCGGCGGCGGGAUGGGAACAUCUGUCAGCUUACUGGUCGAUCCGGGCCCAGAUUUGGGUGAAGCUCAGACGCUGCACGGAUUAGCUAUCGCGGGAGACGCAAAGAAGUUGAUGGCGUUCUUGCUUGCAAAUCCAACGGUCGAUAUUAACGCACGCGAUGAAUUUGAUUAUACCGCCCUUCAUUUGGCCUGUGACAGAGGGAACUUGCCAGUAGUCCAGGCAUUACUGAGCAAGGGAGGGGAUCCUCUGUUGAAAGAUCCCGACGAUUACACUGCAGCAGAGCUAGCUCAGGUAGCUGGACAUCAAGAAAUAUAUGACCUCCUGAAUAAUUAG